UAAUACUACUUUUUCUCUGAAAAGAAGAAGAAGAAACAAAAGCUCCGUAAGAGAGAUUGAGGAACGAAGGAAGGAGAGGAUAACGCUUCAUUCUCACCCUUUCGAUCUGAUCGAUUUUCAUCGCUCUUUUUGUUUUUACCCUUUUUUAUGAUUGGUUUUUGUUGAAGGAGGGGGAUCGGUGAUGUUGUCGCUGCGCAACGGAGUCGGGAUCUCUAGGGCUUCCUCCUACGGAAGCGUCGUCGUCAAUCGUACUGAUGUUAUCUCCGACGCUUCCUCGGUGGUUCCCGGAAAAGCUGCCUUUUAUGGGGUCAAGCUGGAUCCGGCUUCUUCCCUCGGUAUCGUGCCUCACAAUGGACGUGAUUCACUUGAAGUUAAUGAAGAUGUGCAGUUGGCUCUAGCUCAUCAAUUAUACAAAUCUGGAAACUACAAACAAGCAUUGGGUCAUAGCAAUGCUGUUUAUGACCAAAACCCACUUCGUACCGAUAAUUUACUCCUUUUGGGUGCUAUUUAUUAUCAGUUGCAUGAUUAUGACAUGUGCAUUGCCAAAAAUGAAGAAGCCCUUCGAAUUGAGCCUCGCUUUGCUGAGUGUUAUGGGAACAUGGCAAAUGCUUGGAAGGAAAAAGGCGAUACUGAUGUUGCCAUUCGGUACUAUAUGAUUGCAAUUGAGCUUCGACCUAACUUCGCUGAUGCAUGGUCAAAUUUAACUAGUGCUUACAUGCGGAAGAGAAGAUUUAAUGAGGCUGCUCAGUGUUGCCGUCAGGCUCUGCAAUUAAAUCCUCAUUUGGUUGAUGCUCAUAGUAACCUUGGAAAUCUAAUGAAGGCUCAAGGUCUGGUUCAAGAAGCAUACAGUUGCUAUCUUGAGGCUCUACGGAUACAGCCGACGUUUGCUAUUGCAUGGUCAAAUCUUGCUGGUCUUUUCAUGGAUUCAGGCGACCUAAAUCGAGCCCUUCAGUAUUACAAGGAAGCUGUUAAACACAAACCCAUGUUUCCUGAUGCCUAUUUAAAUAUUGGGAACAUUUAUAAGGCUUUGGCAAUGCCUCAGGAGGCUAUUGUCUAUUAUCAGCAAGCUGUUCAGACUCGGCCGAACAAUCCAAUAGCUUUGGGGAAUCUGGCUAGUACAUACUAUGAGAGAGGACAGCUGGACUUGGCGAUCUUCCAUUAUAAGCAAGCUAUUGCAUAUGAUCAAAGAUUUGUGGAAGCUUACAAUAAUUUGGGAAAUGCAUUGAAAGACGUGGGUCGUGUCGACGAGGCAAUUCAAUGCUAUAAUCAAUGUCUCACAUUGCAACCCAACCAUCCACAAGCACUUACCAACCUUGGGAACAUAUAUAUGGAAUGGAACAUGGUUGCUGCUGCUGCUUCUUACUAUAAGGCUACAUUGGCUGUCACAACAGGGUUAUCUGCUCCAUUCAAUAACCUUGCAGUAAUCUAUAAGCAACAGGGAAAUUACAUGGAAGCUAUAUCUUGUUACAAUGAGGUUUUGCGGAUUGAUCCAUUGGCAGCUGAUGGACUUGUAAAUAGGGGUAACACUUACAAGGAGAUUGGUAGAGUGAGUGAAGCAAUUCAAGAUUAUAUUUGCGCUAUUAAUAUCAGACCAAAUAUGGCUGAGGCCCAUGCAAAUCUGGCUUCUGCUUAUAAAGAUAGUGGGCAUGUGGUGGCUGCUGUCACAAGCUAUAAGCAGGCAUUGCUUCUUCGACCAGAUUUUCCUGAAGCUACUUGUAACCUCCUACAUACAUUACAGAGUUUGUGCAGCUGGGAGGAUCGUGAUAAAAUGUUUACUGAAGUUGAGGCUAUUAUCCGAAGGCAGAUUAAUAUGUCUGUUCUUCCUAGUGUGCAACCUUUCCAUGCUAUAGCAUAUCCCAUUGAUCCAAUGCUUGCACUUGAAAUAAGCCGUAAAUAUGCUGCUUAUUCCUCCUUGAUUGCAUCACGUUUUGCUCUUCCUCCUUUUAACCUUCCUGCUCCAAUUCCUAUUAAGAAUGAUGAUGGAAAUCAGAGGCUAAAGGUUGGUUAUGUGAGCAGUGACUUCGGCAAUCACCCCUUGUCACACCUCAUGGGAUCAGUAUUUGGCAUGCACGAUAGAGAGAAUGUAGAGGUAUUUUGCUAUGCCUUGAGUCAAAAUGAUGGCACUGAAUGGAGACAGCGUAUCCAAUCUGAAGCUGAGCAUUUUAUAGAUGUCUCUGCCAUGACAUCAGAUGUGAUUGCCAAGAUGAUUAACAAUGACGGAAUACAAAUUCUUAUCAACCUGAAUGGUUAUACUAAGGGUGCAAGGAAUGAAAUUUUUGCCAUGCAACCGGCACCUAUACAAGUUUCAUAUAUGGGAUUCCCUGGGACUACUGGGGCAGAUUACAUUGAUUACUUGGUCACUGAUGAGUUUGUUUCACCUUUGCGCUAUGCACAUAUUUAUUCUGAGAAACUUGUCCAUCUCCCUCAUUGCUAUUUUGUGAAUGAUUAUAAGCAGAAAAAUCGUGAUGUGUUGAAUCCAAAUUAUCAGCACAAGCGUUCUGAUUAUGGCCUUCCUGAAGAUAAAUUUAUUUUUGCAUGUUUCAACCAAUUGUAUAAAAUGGAUCCUGAAAUCUUUAAUACUUGGUGUAAUAUUCUUAAGCGUGUACCAGAUAGUGCACUUUGGCUCCUCAGAUUCCCAGCUGCUGGAGAAAUGAGGCUGCAAGAAUAUGCUGUUGCACAAGGGGUACAGCCAGAGCAAAUAAUUUUCACAGAUGUUGCAAUGAAACAUGAACAUAUCAGGCGCAGUGCUUUAGCUGAUCUCUGUCUUGACACCCCUUUAUGCAAUGCACAUACUACCGGCACGGAUGUGUUAUGGGCUGGCUUACCUAUGGUGACUCUUCCUCUCGAGAAAAUGGCUACAAGGGUUGCUGGUUCGCUUUGUUUGGCUACUGGUUUGGGGGAGGAGAUGAUUGUAAACAGUAUGAAGGAAUACGAAGAAAGGGCUGUGACAUUGGCAUUAAACAGACAGAAGCUUCAUGUUCUUACCAAUAAACUCAAGGCUGCUCGUUUAACUUGCCCCCUUUUCGACACAGCACGCUGGGUGCGGAAUCUGGAAAGGUCAUACUUCAAAAUGUGGAACCUGCAUUGCUCAGGGCAGCAGCCGCAGCACUUCAAAAUCACUGAGACUGACUUUGAUUUCCCUUAUGAUAGAUAGGAACGAAACGGGAAUUGUAGAUAAAAGAAUGAUGAUAUAGUGGAAGAAGAACAAAAGUGGUCCUUGUAGGAUAAAGAGAUUGUUUUAGAGUGAUUUAAUCACAAUGGAAAUGAGAUACAUGCUUAAAGGUGGGAAAUAUAUAUAAUCUGUUUGUGGUUCUAUUCUAUCAUAUAUUCUAUUUACCAGG
Molecule: messenger RNA, 3341 nt
Organism: Hibiscus syriacus
Lineage: Eukaryota; Viridiplantae; Streptophyta; Magnoliopsida; Malvales; Malvaceae
Product: probable UDP-N-acetylglucosamine--peptide N-acetylglucosaminyltransferase SEC
Exons: 27
Coding region: 182-3154 (990 amino acids)
Biological process (GO): protein O-linked glycosylation
Molecular function (GO): protein N-acetylglucosaminyltransferase activity; protein binding
Source: RefSeq, a predicted model, not a curated record